AUGCCCCCGUUCAUACCAACGAAACGGUCGAUAUCUCCUCCAAAUCGACCCUCGCCGCCCGCGAAACGGCCCGCAACCAAGAAACAGGUCGUACAGAUUUUAGAAAGCUCAGAUUCAUCGCUCAGCGAUGUAUCAAGCGAUGAAGAACGGUCGGAUGUUAAGAAACCGCUGAUCAAGUCAAAAGGAAAGGAAGACAAUGUUGACAGCGUAGAGAACGACGACCAUGAUGAGGAGAGUGUGGAUUGGGAAGAUGCGAUGGAUACAACUACCCCCAGUGCUUAUGCUUCUCAUGCCACACCCGCUCAAGAUGUUGAAAUUAGAGAUCUUGAGUUAACGUUGGAUCCGAUGGCGAAUGUGCGGGUUACUAGCUUGCUCGAUACGAAGAAGGGCCCGUCUCAGAUUGAACGAGCGAUUCGACUGAAUACUCAUAAGGCGCAUGUACAGUGCUUGCUCUUUCACAAUGCUAUUCGGAAUGCUUGGUUGAACGACAAGAAGGUCCAUGAUAUACUACGAGGGCAGCUACCUGCCGGUAUUCAAAAGGAGGUUCAAAGAUGGCGAGUCGCGUCUGCAUUGGAUCCUCCUCCACCGCCUCCACCGCAAAAGAAUGUCGAUACAAAAACGAAGGCUGAUAAAAAGAAAGGCUCAAAGAAGAAACAAGCUGCAGAUACUCGUAACUGGGGAGAAGAGGCAAAGCGAUUAGAACCAGGUCAGCCAGACAUGAGUCACGGUGAUCCUAUACUACAACUGUUACGGGUCUUAGCGGCUUAUUGGAAGAGGAAUUUUAAAGUAACAGCUCCUGGCCUCCGGAAACAUGGAUAUUGUUCUGCGGUGAAACUGGAAGCUAUCGUGUCAUCUUUUAAGAAUGGAGAUCACAACCCACUUGUACACGGCGAGCGUAUAUCCGACCGACACGAAUUUCGUAUACUUGCCGAGAAACGACAAGGCUCGCGUGAUGUUGGAGCCCAGCUUUUCACAGCGCUUCUUCGAUCAUUAGGAAUUGAGGCUCGCCUAGUCUCAAAUCUGCAGCCGCUCGGGUUCGGAUGGACUAAAGCUGAAGUUGACACUUCGGAGCCUGUACAGUCGUCAGAAAACGCCAAGAAUGCCGUCGCUGAGAGUAGUAGCGAUGAAGAAAUUGGAGCAGACGAAGAAGGUGACGCAGAAGGAAAGUCUGCUAAAGCUAGGCAGUUGGACCGCGAUCUGCCAUUCCCCGUUUACUGGACUGAAGUAGUGUCGCCCAUCACACAUGAAGUCAUUCCAGUCGACCCGUUGAUAUUAAGCAACCCAGUAGCUGCCACCCCUGAAAUGGUGGCUGCUUUUGAACCCCGAGGAGGGCGUGCCGAUAAAGCAAAACAAGUGAUAGCUUAUGUAGUUGCACAUUCUUCAGACGCCACUGCCAAGGAUGUUACCACACGCUAUCUACGGCGUCAAACAUGGCCAGGAAGGACAAAAGGAUACCGACUGCCAAUGGAGAAGUUGACUAUCAAGCCUUUUAGGAGAGGUCCCACGUAUACAAUCGACUACAAUUGGUUUCGGGAAACAAUGAGAGGUUACAUUCGUGCUGACAAUCAACGGACAGCUGCCGAUGAUAUUGAAGAUGCGAAGGACCUUGUUGCCAAUCAGCCCGAAAAGAAAAUUGUCAAGAAGGAAACAGAUACCCUACAGAGUUUGAAAGCAUCCACCGAAUUUGUUCUGGAACGUUUUCUUCGCCGGGAAGAAGCACUGCGACCUGGUGCCAAAGUUGUACGAAAAUUUGUUACCGGAAAGGGCGACAAAGUCAAAGAGGAGAAUGUUUAUCGUCGUGCGGAUGUUUUGAGAUGCCUGUCCGCCGAAAGCUGGCACAAGGAAGGUCGUCGACCGAAAAUAGGGGAAGCGCCCUUGAAGCGGGUACCUAUAAGAGCAGUUACCCUCAUGCGGAAGAGAGAAGUAGAAGAACUUGAGCGACAAACGGGAGAGAAGCCUCUACAAGGUUUAUAUGCUAGUUACCAGACAGAAUCUAUUAUACCGCCUCCCAUCGAAAACGGCAUCAUCCCGAAGAACGAAUAUGGAAAUAUUGACUGCUUUGUUCCUACCAUGGUUCCUCGAGGGGCAAUUCAUAUCCCCUGGGGUGGAACCGUGCGAAUCUGCAAGAAGCUUGGUAUCGAUUAUGCCGAGGCUGUUACGGGAUUUGAAUUCGGAAGCAAAAUGGCCGUGCCUGUUAUUGAGGGUGUUGUUGUUGCGGAGGAGAAUGCAGACUUGGUACGGGACGCUUGGCGCGCAGAUCAAGAGGUACGCCGCGAGAAGGAGAGGCUCGCACAUGAGAAGCGAAUUUUGCAGACUUGGAGAAAGUUCGUUAUGGGAUUACGCAUCAUGGAGCGUGUUCGCGCCGAAUACGGUGAAGAUGGCGAUGCCGAACUUGAUAACCCGUUCCAACGAAGACGGCCGACUGGAAAAUCUGCGGAUACGGUACAGAAGCCGCCUGACGUUGAACGGCAUGAACAUGACUACGAAGAAGAUGAGGAUCAUUAUGAAGAUGCGAAUGCUGACCUCGGCGGAGGCUUUCUAUUGCCUGAUCACGACGAUGGUACGAAUGAUUUUGUCGUCGAACAUGGUGAUGGACCUCAGCGCCAGAAAGUAGAAGCUUCGAUGGACGUUGAGGGGGAAAAUCAUGAGUCUGAUGUUGGUGAUGUGGAGAUGUCUUCACCAAGUGAAGAGGAGUAUGAACCGCCCCCUCGAGGCUCAAAUCGGAGACGGAGACGUGGUGGUUAAUACUCAUGAGAUAUUGUAUACAAUUAGGUGCAAUGUAAGAUAUAACGUUUCUUC
Talaromyces stipitatus ATCC 10500 is the source of this 2799-nucleotide messenger RNA. RefSeq names its product Rad4 family protein. The coding region runs from base 1 to 2745 and encodes 914 amino acids. The transcript has a single exon. Lineage: Eukaryota; Fungi; Ascomycota; Eurotiomycetes; Eurotiales; Trichocomaceae. Gene Ontology annotation, molecular function: single-stranded DNA binding; damaged DNA binding. The record is from RefSeq and is a predicted model, not a curated record. Gene Ontology annotation, cellular component: nucleus; cytoplasm; XPC complex. Gene Ontology annotation, biological process: mismatch repair; nucleotide-excision repair.